AUGUUGACUGAAGAAUCCUUACGUUCUAAGAUUAAUGAAACCAUUCCAGAAGUGUACAAUGUGAUUGCAAUGGACACUUCAUCUGGUUGUGGGCAAUCGUUUGAAGUUGUUGUGGUGAGUGAUACUUUUAUAGGUAAGAACAAACUGGCGAGAAGUCGUUUGGUUAAUAAAGCAUUACAUGAUGAGAUAAACCAAAUACAUGCUUUCAGUUGUAAAUGCUACACUCAAGAAGAAUGGUCUAAAAUCGUAGUAUGA
Vanderwaltozyma polyspora DSM 70294 is the source of this 255-nucleotide messenger RNA. It is a transcript of the gene BOL2, whose product is annotated as Bol2p. The record is from RefSeq and is a predicted model, not a curated record. Lineage: Eukaryota; Fungi; Ascomycota; Saccharomycetes; Saccharomycetales; Saccharomycetaceae. Gene Ontology annotation, cellular component: cytosol; nucleus. Gene Ontology annotation, molecular function: 2 iron, 2 sulfur cluster binding. Gene Ontology annotation, biological process: intracellular iron ion homeostasis. The transcript has a single exon. Bases 1 to 255 code for a protein of 84 amino acids.